AUGGCAAGCACCAUCCCAGCGGGCGCCAUCCGCCAAGGCCCCGUCUCCGCGGGGGGGAACUACCCGCUUCACGGGAGUCGGAAGAUGAUGGAAGUGAAAAACAAGAUGCCUGCGCCCGUGCAGAUCACCGCCGAGCAGCUGCUCCGCGAGGCGGUCGACAGACAGCUGGACGACUCGAGCCAGAUUCGGCCGCAGCAGCGCAUCGUCGACGAAGAAGAGCUCCAGCAGUACCGAGUCCGAAAGCGAAAGGAAUUCGAAGACACCCUCCGGAGGCAGAGACACCACAUCGGCACGUGGAUCAAGUACGCGGAGUGGGAGGCUGCUCAGAAGGAAUUCCGCAGAGCCCGCAGCGUCUUUGAGCGCGCCCUGAACGUGGACUACCAAAACACCACGCUCUGGCUCAAGUACAUCGAAAUGGAGUCAAAAAACAAAUUCAUCAACAGCUGCCGAAACCUGUACGACCGCGCGUGUCUCCUUCUCCCGCGCCAAGAGCAGUUCUGGUUCAAGUACGCCCACAUGGAAGAGCUUCUCGGCAACUACGCAGGUGCGCGGAACGUGUUUGAGCGCUGGAUGGAGUGGAAUCCGAGCGACAAGGGCUGGAUGCUGUACAUUCACUUUGAGGAACGAUGCAAGGAACUAGACCGCGCGCGGAAAGUCUUUGAGAGAUACCUGAGCAACCGGCCGUCGCAGGAGUCCUUCCUGCGCUUCUGCAAAUUCGAGGAACGGCACAAACACAUCUCGCGAGCUCGCGCGGGCUUCGAGAAGGCGGUCGAGCUUCUACCAGAAGAUAUGCUGGACGAGCAGUUCUUCGUUAAGUUUGCGCAGUUCGAGGAGCGACAAAGGGAGACCGAGAGAGCGAAGAUCAUCUACCAGCAGGCGCUGGAGCGGCUUCCCAAGGGCGAGUCGGAUCUCCUCUACGAAAAAUACGUCACGUUCCAGAAACAGUUCGGCGACAAAGAAGGGAUAGAAGACACGGUUUUGUCGAAGCGGGUGUUUGUCUACGAAGAGGAAGUGCAUGCCAACCCUUUGAACUACGACUGUUGGAUUGACUACAUUCGCCUGGAAGAAAGUCGAGGCGACAUCGACCGAAUCCGAAAUGUCUACGAACGCGCCCUCGCCAACGUGCCGCCGGUGCUGGAAAAGAGAUGCUGGAAACGGUACGUCUACAUUUGGAUUUGCUACGCGCUCUUCGAGGAGCUGCAGGCGAAAGACAUGGAGAGAUGCCGACAAGUCUACCAGAAGAUGCUGGAAGUGAUUCCUCACAAGAAGUUCUCCUUCGCCAAGAUCUGGUCACUGUAUGCGAGUUUCGAGGUUCGCCAGCUGGACCUCAACAAGGCUCGGCUUAUAUUCGGGCGCGCGAUCGCCGAGUGUGGAAAACCGAAGAUCUUUGUCGCGUACGCGCAACUGGAGCUACGCCUCGGAAACAUCGACCGGUGUCGGAAGAUCUACGCAAAGUUCAUUGAGUUGCAUCCGUUCAAUCCUCGAGCGUGGAUUGCAAUGAUCGACUUGGAAGUUCUCGCCGAGGAACAGGCCCGCGCCCGAGCGCUCUGCGAACUCGCCGUCGGCAUGGAGGAGAUGGACAUGCCGGAACUGCUCUGGAAGGCGUACAUCGACAUGGAAGUUGGCUGGGGGGCUGUCGAUCGCGCGCGCAGUCUCUACGAGAGGCUUCUGGAGAAAACGCAGCACGUGAAGGUUUUCAAAAGUUUUGCAGAUUUUGAGUGGCGAAUUGUCGAAGACCUCGCCAGGGCCCGGAAGGUUCUCGAGCGCGGCAUUGAGGUUUGCAAGGAGAACAGCUGGGACGAAGACCGAGCUUCGCUUCUCGAGCACUGGCUAGCGAUGGAGCGCGAGAGCGGCGACGCGCAGUCCAUCGGGCGCGUAUUCAACAUGCUCCCGAAGAAGGUGAAGAAAAUCCGCGUCGAGCGCGACAAAGAAACUGGUACAGAAUCCACCGUCGAAACAACUGCCUACGUCUUCCCUGACGACCCCGGAAGUGCAGCGAAUUUGAAGAUCCUGCAAGCUGCGAAGCUCUGGAAGCGGAAACAAGCCUCGCCGGUGUAG
Messenger RNA from Neospora caninum, 2058 nucleotides. RefSeq lists its product as hypothetical. Gene Ontology annotation, cellular component: post-mRNA release spliceosomal complex; precatalytic spliceosome; Prp19 complex. Gene Ontology annotation, biological process: mRNA splicing, via spliceosome; spliceosomal complex assembly. The record is from RefSeq and is a predicted model, not a curated record. The transcript is spliced from 14 exons. Gene Ontology annotation, molecular function: protein binding. The coding region runs from base 1 to 2058 and encodes 685 amino acids. Lineage: Eukaryota; Apicomplexa; Conoidasida; Eucoccidiorida; Sarcocystidae.